This is a messenger RNA of Meriones unguiculatus (Mongolian gerbil), 5123 nucleotides long. RefSeq names its product alkB homolog 5, RNA demethylase (gene Alkbh5). Gene Ontology annotation, cellular component: nucleus. Gene Ontology annotation, biological process: mRNA export from nucleus; mRNA processing. The transcript has 4 exons. Gene Ontology annotation, molecular function: oxidative RNA demethylase activity. The record is from RefSeq and is a predicted model, not a curated record. Bases 1 to 1188 code for a protein of 395 amino acids. NCBI's taxonomy places the organism in Eukaryota, Metazoa, Chordata, Mammalia, Rodentia, Muridae.
AUGGCGGCCGCCAGCGGCUAUACGGACCUGCGGGAGAAGCUCAAGUCCAUGACGUCCCGGGACAACUACAAGGCAGGCAGCCGGGAGGCCGCCGCGGCCGCCGCCGCCGCUGUGGCCGCCGCCGCGGCGGCCGCGGCCGCCGCCGAGCCUUACCCGGUGUCCGGGACCACCAAACGGAAGUACCAGGAGGACUCGGACCCCGAACGCAGCGACUACGAGGAGCAGCAAUUGCAGAAGGAGGAGGAGGCGCGCAAGGUGAAGAGCGGCAUCCGGCAGAUCCGUCUCUUCAGCCAGGAUGAGUGCUCCAAGAUCGAGGCCCGCAUCGACGAGGUGGUGUCCCGCGCCGAGAAGGGCCUGUACAACGAGCACACGGUGGACCGGGCCCCCUUGCGCAACAAGUACUUCUUCGGCGAGGGCUACACGUACGGCGCCCAACUGCAAAAGCGCGGGCCGGGCCAGGAGCGCCUCUACCCGCCGGGCGACGUCGAUGAGAUCCCGGAAUGGGUGCAUCAGCUGGUGAUCCAGAAGCUGGUGGAGCACCGCGUCAUCCCCGAGGGCUUCGUCAACAGCGCAGUCAUCAACGACUACCAACCCGGCGGCUGCAUCGUAUCUCACGUAGACCCCAUCCACAUCUUCGAGCGCCCGAUCGUGUCCGUGUCUUUCUUUAGCGACUCGGCACUUUGCUUCGGCUGCAAGUUCCAGUUCAAGCCCAUCCGGGUGUCGGAACCUGUGCUUUCUCUGCCGGUGCGCAGGGGGAGCGUGACUGUGCUCAGUGGGUAUGCUGCUGAUGAAAUCACUCACUGCAUACGGCCUCAGGACAUUAAGGAACGAAGGGCGGUCAUCAUUCUCAGGAAGACAAGAUUAGAUGCACCGCGAUUGGAGACAAAAUCCCUGAGUAGCUCCACGUUGCCACCCAGCUAUGCUUCAGAUCGCCUGUCAGGAAACAACAGAGACCCUGCGCCGAAACCCAAAAGGUCCCACCGAAAGGCGGACCCUGAUGCUGCCCACAGGCCCCGGAUCCUGGAGAUGGACAAAGAGGAAAACCGGCGCUCUGUGCUUCUGCCCACACACCGGCGGAGGGGAAGCUUUAGUUCUGAGAACUAUUGGCGCAAAUCCUACGAGUCCUCAGAAGAUUGCCCAGAAGCAGCCGGCAGCCCCACCCGCAAGGUGAAGAUGCGGAGACACUGAGGCUGUGUGCCCUCCUGGGACUCUGGCUAAUCCUGAUGUAGCUGCCCCAUCUUCUGUUUCAUUUGAGUGUUUUUCUUUGUUUGUUUGUUAUUUUGGUCCUAUAUACGUUUUCCUUGCUUCGUUGCCCAUUAAGGCUAAAGAACAGAAUUGGCAAAAGACCUGGGUUCUUAGGUUCUUGGCUUUCCUCUUUGAUGAAAAAGGCUGUUAGCUUCUGUAGGGGAACACUCUUACCAGAGUAGCCAGUAGAGACAGUGGGAACAACUGUCUUCAAGUGGAACUCUGUCAGGCUAAGGUUAUUUAAACACACAAAAUGUUUUGGUUAAGGAAUUCUUGUUUGGGCUUUAAAUGUAAAUCUUUGCAGUGUUUUAAACAAAGUCUAUUCUUUUGCCAGCCCUUUUUCCAUUUAUGCUCAUGCUUGGAUGAGGUCCCUUGGAGCCAUACAGGCCCUGCAUUGGGCCUGCUGCACCUACAUCUCACGUGCUGUCCAGGCUCUGGAAGCUCAUGCAAAUACCCCAUUUCCCACUAUUCAGGUUGGCUGGGUGUGGGUCUUAAACAGUGCCAGCCCCUGCCGACCCGUAUCAAGAGUCCCCAGGCUUAGUGCAUGCCUUCUGGCUUGCUCUGCCCACCAAUCCUGGGUGGUCAAGGGACUUAGCACAGUGGUCCUGACCUCUUUUGCCAAGAGCAUGCCUGUUUGCUGGGUUGCUCCUUUUAGGCCUAUGUGUGUGAUUGUAUGAACAGUUAGACUUGCUGCCGUGGGUCAUGUGUAGGAAUUGUUUCUAGCUAGAGGAACUGAUUUGCUUCCAGUCUUGCAUUUGGGUUAUGGGAACUUGGGGUGUGUGGUAGGGCUUUGUGGGGGUUUUUUUUGUUUUGUUUUGUUUUUGUUUUGUUUUGUUUUGUUCUGAGGUGUUUCUCUCCCUUUAGUCUCCUUUUCCUUUCUCCUCAGUUGGCCAUCUUGGACCUCUUUUCCCAUAUCAUCUCUAUAUGUAGGUCCAUCAAUAGCAUACAUCCAAGGCUAGAAGUCAGACCUGCAUGUUGGGUUGGUACUUUCUCUGCCUCAGGGGUCUGGGUGCUGGGGAAGGAACUUCUAAAAAUAAUAGAAAAAAAUAGAACGGUGAAGUCUGCCUGCUUUGAUCCUGGAAGGCUGUUGGGCUUUGCUGACCAGGUUCAUUAGGAAUGACUUUGGCAGCCAGGCCCGCACUGGGCCUGCCCUAAACAGAGGCCUUCUGAGGAGCCAUGCCUCCACCACUCCAGAGGUGCACAGAGGCCUGCCCCUCGGGCCUCAGUGGCUAUAAAGAUGUGGGAGCAGCCAACCAUCAGGAAGUCCCUCUUUGGGGUCAGAAAUCCUUUACCAGUGUAGAUUCCUCAAGCUGAGACUGCAUAACUAAAGCAGUUGCAGGUCUUCUGUGGUUUUGGGGUUUUUGUUUUUUUCUUUUCCUUUUCUUUUCUUUUUUUUUUUUUUUUAAUGCUCUUUUUCCAAAAAUGAUUUGUAGUUGUGUGUGCAGCACUUUGCUCUAAUUUGUGUGUGCUCUACAAUAAAAACCAAAUCUAAUAUAUUUUGAAACAGUUGUCUGAUGAUGUGGUAAGAGAAAGCCUGACCUUGUUUGUCCCUUAAUCUAUUUUCUUAACCUUCCAACUGGAUUUGGAGAAAUCAGAUUUAUCCAGUGCUCUGAAGACAAUAGUCACUACACCUCUUGAUUGAUGGCUAAAGGUGGACUUGCCCUUGCCCACUGCCCUCUCCCUUUCAAGGAGGAUGGCCUUCAAUAAACUAUAGUGACCCUGGACACACCUCGUUGAACCCUAGAAGCUACAUCCUCUUCCUGGCCUGGUAGAAAGGCAGCAGGCCAGUGCAAAUGCCACAAAUGGAGCUGGGCAAGGACAAGGAACUCUGGUAGAGGACAGCCCUUCUUCACUCCAUAGCCAGGUUCUUGAGCUACUGCUCCUGCCGCCCUCUGGAUAGAACAUUGACAGAGCAGAUGGGAUAGGGUGAAGCUGGGACUCAGUGGGCUUCAGUUCACUGGGGUCCCUAAUGUGGAUCCUAGAGUAUUGCCAACUGUUUCUAUCUCCCCAGCUCUGCUCCAUGAUCUGAACCAGUUUGGUCAAAUUGCCACUGUGGAAUUUGGUCCAGCUAUUUCAUUAUUCAUAGAAUGACUGGCCAGUACAGUUUGAAAAGCAGUGCUAGGACAGAAAGGACCAGGGCCUCUGUGUGAUAUGUGCAGUGGACUGGAGUGACAUUGGAACUGAAAGAAAAGUACCAAAUGUUGUCCCAACCAUGAUGUGAUCCCACUCCAUGCUUGCAUGCCUUGCCCUAGGGACAAGGGUGGUUCAGGCUUGACCCCUGUGAUCUACCUGUAUAGUGUCCCCAUCCGUAUGAAGUAAUAGCCUUCGUUUCUUACACCUGACUCCCGUUCCAGCCAUGGCACUGGGCCAAAAGCUUUGUUCCAUCAGCCCCACCCACCUUCAGGAGCUCAUCCCAUUCCUCUAACCCUGUUGUGUGGAGGAAGAAACAGGUCUACAGAGUUCAGAAAAAUAAGAGUAUCCUAUAGGCCAGGCCCAGGAUGGGCGAGAGAUUGUGUAUGACAUGCUUAGGUGCACAUAAGGUAUUGUAUGAUGUAUAGAGAGGAAAGCAGUGGAGCCCAUUGACUAUAAGUAACAUGUACAGUGUGCUUGUAAGCCUAUAGCUAGUUGUUGUCCACAAAACACGGAUUGGCUUUUUGUUGAAAUACGGGAUUCAUCAUCUAUCUGUGGUUGUAGUUCAAACACCAUGUGAGAGAGAUGCUUGUUGUCCGUGUGUCUUAGCUUUUUCUAAGGCUGCCAAAACAUUGCCACAAACUUGAGAGCUUAAAAAGAUCUUGUCUCAAAAGGCAAAGCAGCCAGACAUGGUGCUUGUCUGUAAUCCUAACAGAAGCCAUAGAGGACUGUUGCAUGUAAGGUCAGCCUGGUCUACAUAGGGAGCUUGAGGGCAAUGAGAACCUGUCUCAAAACAGAUCCGUAAACUAUUUUAUGCUCCUGCCGAGGCUCUGGUGGGAGUCCCAGCCUCGCCUCUUGUAAGCUUGGUGUGGCUCUAACCACUCUAGUUGCAAGUACGAUAGAUUCUUAGUCACAUGGCCUCUUUUGUAUACUACAUUUUUCUCAGUGCCUCUCUGCCCCCUCCACCGUGUGUGUGUGUGUGUAGAAAAGGUCUCACUCUCGCCAAGGCUAGCCUUGAACUGGCAAUUUUGCCACUGCAUCCAACCUUUUCUGUCCCUGUCUUAAGUGGGCAUUUGUAAUUGGAUAUAGGAACACCCACGUAAUCCACAGCGUCCUAGCCCCACUUCCUUUUUUGGUAGUGCCAGGGACGGAACCCAGUGCCUGUCCAGUGUUAGGCAAAGACUACCACUGAUCCACAUCCUAACCUCCACUCCUUGCAAAAGUAAAGUAUAUGCCUUCCAGAAGCUAGAACCUGAGAGCCUUGGGGGCCGCUGGGCAGCUUACCACGCUGCUCUUUCCUUCAAAAAUUAUUACUAAAUCUGUGACCUUUUGAUUCCUCUAAGAAAUUGUAUUAAUUGGAUUGAAAUUUCUCAGCACUAUUUUAUAAUUUAAUCUGGAUGAUAAUAUUUACUUCAUUACUUGCUUGCAUUUUUUUUUCUUUAGUGCUGGGGAUCAGAUCCAGGGCCUUGCGCAUUCUAGGCCUUGCAAAUGUUAGCUUUGCCCCCAGCAGCUCAUUGCUUUCUGUAAGUUUAAACUUAACGCUGUCCAACCUGGAACCACUGGACUCUGGCUUUUGAGCACUUGAAAUGUGGCUAGUUUCUAUUGAGAUAUGCUUUAUACACACCAGAAUUUGAAGUUAGUAUGAAAAAAAAGAAUGUAAAAUAAAUAAUUGAUAACUUUAUAUUGAUUACAUGUUGAAAUACUAUUUUGGACAUACUGAGUUAAAUAAAAUACAUUAUUUAAAUUAA